CCCUCAUCCCCUCCUUUCCUGUCUACUGUUCUUGUUCAACCACAUUCUUCUGAAUAUCCACCUGAGACGGACUCAACUAGCGGUUACAGAUAACGGUAAACUGUUGUGAAAUCAGUGUUUUAAGUUAUCAACUCGUUCACUUAACAACUUCUAUGGGUGUCGGAGAUUACGUUAUUGGAUGAGUUUUAACCAGCACGCUAAGUCUAUCUGGUUACUUUACACUGGCCUUAUCCUUUUUCAUACGGCGAACUACACGUACCAGGUGUCCAGAAUGGUGAAUCCAGGUAUCCAGUUGAUCAUUUUUUUGGCUGUCCCCGGUUUGAAGAUCAGUUCAGCUCAAGUGUGUGGACGGCCACCACUGGGGAAUCGCAUCGUGGGAGGAAGUGAGGCGCUAGAAGGGGCAUGGCCAUGGCAAGUGGACAUCCAGAUGGGGGCCAGUGGGCACAUUUGUGGGGGGUCGCUCAUCACCAAGGAAUGGGUGCUCUCUGCCGCUCACUGCUUCCCUAACCCAUUUGAUGUCUCCUCCUAUACUCUGUAUAUGGGCCGCCACCAGCUUAACGGCUACAACCGCUAUGAGAGUCAGCGGCGUGUGGCCCGAGUUGUGGUGCCAUCAUCUUACCAGGAGCCCCAGGGGGGCAGCGACCUGGCCCUGGUGCAGCUGGCCCACCCUCUGGCCUGGAGCGAGCGGAUCCAACCUGUCUGUCUCCCCAAUGCACCUGUAGUGUUCCCCAGUGGCACCAUGUGUUUUGUGACAGGCUGGGGCCACACACAGGAGGGAGGGUCCCUAUCAGGGAUCGGAGCUCUGAGAGAAGUGGCAGUGCCUGUCGUGGAGCAGACUUCCUGCCAACAAAUGUAUCAGGUCCAGUCUUCUGAAUCCGAGGCUGUGGCCAUCCUGUCUGACAUGAUUUGUGCUGGCUACCAGGAGGGAGGCAAAGACUCCUGCCAGGGGGACUCUGGAGGACCUUUGGUCUGCCCCAUUGGGAAUCGGACAUGGAUCCAGGCCGGCGUGGUGAGUUUUGGACUAGGCUGUGCUCAGCGCAACAGGCCUGGAGUCUACGCCAAGGUGUCUGCCUUCGCUGAUUUCAUCAGAGUCACGGUCCCGGAGGUCCAGCUCAUAGGCAUGUGUUUGACGUACAGAGCCAUGACUAUACACGGACCAGGGAGACUUGGUUUCGACAAAAUAAUCGAUUACCCUCUUGCUGCAGCCCAGGGCUAUGGCACCUAUGGUGGUGGCCAGGCCAGUCAGGGUGGCUACAGUCAAUCAUCCGCCCAGAGUUAUGGCCAGCCGGGCUACGGAAGCAGUGGCGGCUACAACCAGAGCUCUGAGGGCAACUCUGCCUCCUAUGGCCAGGGAGGCUACAGCUCCAGUUACAGCCAGCCGCAGUCAGGAGGAUAUGGUUCUCCGCCUCCAUCCCAGGGUGGCUACAACCAAUCCAGUCAGUCCUAUGGCUCUGGGGGCUUCAGCAGCAGCAGUAGCAGUCAGCCCCCACAGAGCGGCUACAACCAGCAGUCUUCCUACUCUGGUUAUGGACAACAGCAGUCUGCUGCAGCCCCGUCUUCAACCAGUAGCUAUGGCAACAACUCUCAGCCUCCUAGCUACGGGCAGCAGCUGCCGCAGAGCGGGGGUGGGGCCAGCUACGGGAGCCAGAGCGGAGGCGGCUAUGGGGGCAGUGGUGGUGGACAGAGUGGGGCUUAUGGGGGUGGUGGAGGCCAGCAGCAGCCUGGCGGGGCUCCCUAUAGCCAGGCCCCCAGCUACAGCUCUCCCCCGCCCCAAAGCUACGGACAGCAGAGCAAGUACAGCCAAGGGGCCGGAGGAUAUGGCGGGGACUCGCCACCAAUGGGAGUAGGUGGCGGCGGAGGCUAUGGUGGCUCGGACGGAGGCUACGGAGAUCGCGGAGGACGAGGCCGUGGAGAAAGGGGUGGAGGCUUCAGAGGUCGCGGUGACGGCGACCGUGGAUUCGACCGAGGUGGCCGGGGUGGGCCAAGAGGCAGAGGAGGCAUGGGAAUGGGCGAUCGUGGAGGAUUCAAUAAGUUUGGUGGGCCGCGAGACCAGGGACCUGGUGGGCCUAGCUCCAUGGAAGACCAAGAUAACUCCGACAACAACACCAUCUUUGUACAAGGCAUGGGAGAUGGCUACACUGUCGAGUCUGUGGCUGACUUUUUCAAGCAGAUUGGCAUAAUCAAGAUCAAUAAGAAAACAGGUCUGCCCAUGAUCAACCUGUAUACAGACAGAGAGACAGGGAAGCUGAAGGGAGAGGCUACUGUGUCCUUUGACGACCCCCCUUCAGCCAAAGCGGCAAUCGACUGGUUUGAUGGUAAGGACUUUAAAGGGAAUCCCAUCAAGGUGUCCUUUGCCACCCGCAGAGCGGACUUCGGGGUAGGCCGGGGUGGGGGUGGCGGCAUGAGGGGCGGACGAGGACGAGGAGGUGAGGCAGAGUUUGGUGGGCCGAUGGGCCGCGGUGGGUUUGGGGGUGGUAGAGGUGGCGGUGGGUUUGGAGGCGACAAUGGCAGUCGGGGAGGAGGACAGCAGAGAGCCGGGGACUGGAAGUGUUCAAACCCGGAGUGUGGCAACAUGAACUUCUCAUGGAGGAAUGAGUGUAACCAGUGCAAGGGAGCCAAGCCCGAGGGUGCAGGAGGUGGCAUGUCCCCCAUGGGUGGAGGUGCUGGAGGAGGAGGUUUUGGGGGAGACCGUGGAGGCCGCGGUGGUUUUGACCGUGGGGGAUUCAGGGGCCGUGGUGGAGACCGAGGUGGGUUCCGAGGUGGACGUGGAGGCGACAGGGGUGGUUUCGGAUCGGGCAAGAUGGAUGGAAGGGGUGACCACAGACAAGACCGCAGAGACAGGCCCUAUUAGACCAACGCCAUGUCAAGUUGGGACUAUAUUUCCUUUCUCUCUAACCCCCCCCCCCCCCCCUUCAAGCCCUACUUUUAUACAGUGUUACAAGUUGUUCAUUUGACCGUGUGUGUUGACAGACGUGACUGACACACUCCCAGUAUGCCCCGCUCCCAUACGGAUCCAAACAUGGUUUCUUUGUUCUUGAAGAGCUGACAUUUGUCUUUUUGAGUUGUUUUUUGGAAUCAUGUAACGUUUAUGUUUUAAGAUUAAAGUAUUUAUAAAUCCA
Esox lucius (northern pike) is the source of this 3119-nucleotide messenger RNA. It is a transcript of the gene fus, whose product is annotated as FUS RNA binding protein. Gene Ontology annotation, biological process: proteolysis. Bases 179 to 2851 code for a protein of 890 amino acids. Gene Ontology annotation, molecular function: RNA binding; serine-type endopeptidase activity. The transcript has 22 exons. The record is from RefSeq and is a predicted model, not a curated record. NCBI's taxonomy places the organism in Eukaryota, Metazoa, Chordata, Actinopteri, Esociformes, Esocidae.